UCGCCGCUCAUGUCGACACGCCAUCCCUCACAGUAUCCUUCCGCAUACUCUCCUCAGACCACUGAAGAGGACAACUUGACUCUCGUCUACUUUGAUAACACAGUCCAUCGGUCAGGAUGGUUGCUUGUCGUCCAGAGAUGCUGCUCUUGCUGCUCCUGACAGGUGGCGUCAUCAUGUGCUCGUCAGAUUCAGGGGGAAGUGCAGGAAACGGCACACAUCAGACCCGCGACAUCAGUGAGACAGAGGAGCUACAGAUCAAUGUCACCGGUCCCACCGGUGCGCCAGCGAUGACCAAUCCCACAAUGUUGCCGCCCUGCCCAUCAGGUCUACAGAAAAGCAACAGUCUUGGCCUCAAGUACAACUUGUCUGGCAUAAUGGAGAAGGUCGCGCCCGCCGUUGUUCUUGUCUCCAGCUAUUUCAAGCCCAGUCACUGGAACUGGGCUGGGGAGAUGUCCCCUACCCUUGGCUUCAUCGUGUCUGAGGACGGACUCAUCGUCAUUGAUGACCACAGGUUCUCAGAGAAUGAGCCAGUACAGGUGAGGCUGAACAAUGGUGCUACAUUUGAGGCAGAGAUUAAAGACUUUGAGUUGCCUGGCCUCACUGUGAUCAAGAUCAACACAACCACCAAACUGCCAUUUCUUCGGCUCGGCAAUUCGGCGGACCUUUGCCUUGGUGAGAUGGUGUUGGUCAUGGGCAUGUGGAAUGUUGCCAAGAUCGCCUUCAUCAAGGAACUGGACUUCCAUCACAAUGGCAGACACUACAUUAAGAUUAAAAACCUCAGCGAGUGCGGCACCCUGGAUGGUCCUCUUGUCAACUUGGACGGAGAAGUGGUCGGCACUAUCAGUAGACAGGACAUUGAUGGGCACAUUGCCAUCUCUUCAGAGGAGAUCAGAGAGUACCUGGGCAAGGUCGAAGUGAUAAACCGCCUGAAGGAGGACACUGGCAUCUGGAUGAUUAGCCUCACACCAAAGUUGGCCAAGGAGCUCAAGAAGGGACUGUGGGACUUCCCAGACGUCACCUCUGGUGCUUACAUCAUGGGCGUCUUCGACUGGCCUCCUGCCAAGGCCGCCGGUCUGCAGAAGGGUGAUGUCAUCAUCGGCGUCGAUGGCAAGCGUGUGACAUCCGCCAGUGACGUCUAUGCCGCCAUCAAGCGAGGCUACGAGUUUCGUGUGCUGGUGAAGCGGGGCUACACGGUUGUCACUCUCGUCAUCGUGCCCUAGGAGAACGACCGUUGACCCUGCGAGGCCAAUUGGUGUUUUCACGACCUGUUAUAGCCAGACUGGCACCGUGGAACACAUGCUAACUUAGAUACUAACUUUAUUCCGUUUCAUUUUAACACUGAGCCCUUAUGGGUGGUAGGAGGAAGGAGGGCUAUCUGUCAUGCUUGGAGGUUUUACAUGCAUACAUGCCAAGCAAAUCCACACAUACAUCUGCAAUAUUUGUCAAGUACUAUAUGUUUUAAUCAGUAGUCAUAGUAGCCGAAUAUAUGAUCUUUUUUCAUGCAAAGAGUGCACUCUUUUGGGAAAGGUGAUGUGUGACAAGAACAACGUAUGAUGCAAUGCAAGUGCAAUCCAUGGAACAGGUUAAAACCAGUAAGAAGACGACCUCUGAGUAAGGCGUCGUGCAAGGGACGGUCUGCAGACAGUCGAUCCUUCAGUUUGCCCUACACGCUUUUUCAUUUUCAAUCAUAUAAUUUUCUCAUGUUUAUGUAAGUUUUACUAUUUUUGGUAAUUACUAUUAGUACACUUAUUCUUUUUAUCCCCUCACACACAUUGGCAUUUGGCUCUUUUGACCAAAAAUUUCCCCUUUUUUUAUUUGGGACAUUUCACUCUUUGUCAAACAUUUUGCCCCCUUUUCACAUCUAUGCCAAGGUUUUUGAAGGUUAAAUCAAGGUCAGUUGGAGCAAUAGUGUCUCGUAGUAAUUAGCAACUUUUACCAUAUACUGUAUUUGACAAGUACUAUUAUAACUGCUUUGUGUGGUUUUGCAUUUUUAUAUUGCCCUUGCAUAAUCCUGCAAUAAACUUUCUUUUUGAGCAACUGAAAA
Molecule: messenger RNA, 2044 nt
Organism: Dunckerocampus dactyliophorus (ringed pipefish)
Lineage: Eukaryota; Metazoa; Chordata; Actinopteri; Syngnathiformes; Syngnathidae
Product: serine protease HTRA1A-like
Exons: 11
Coding region: 117-1220 (367 amino acids)
Molecular function (GO): protein binding
Source: RefSeq, a predicted model, not a curated record